This is a messenger RNA of Alternaria ethzedia, 621 nucleotides long. RefSeq lists its product as uncharacterized. The coding region runs from base 1 to 621 and encodes 206 amino acids. Lineage: Eukaryota; Fungi; Ascomycota; Dothideomycetes; Pleosporales; Pleosporaceae. The transcript is spliced from 2 exons. The record is from RefSeq and is a predicted model, not a curated record.
AUGUCACGUAUGCAACUGAACAUCCAUCAAUACGAUCUGAAUGCUAUGGGUCAAAUGAGGGGCUUCUAUCGCAUGCAUCUCAAGGAUGAGCAAUUUGCCAAUCUGACCAAGGUCACUCUCACUGAGAAAUGCGGUCAUACAUAUUCCACCGACAACCCUCAUCGCAUGGCCAAAGUAUCACCCCGCUCCAUACUAGUCCGCCAAGCACACUCUGUACGCUACAUCGCAGAUCACUGUCGCUUUCUUGUCUCCUUCCGGAUACAGCCCUACCUUCAAGGUUCAGUGACUUGGAGUGCACGGAAGCGACGUGGUCUUCGUGGCGUUGCGCCAAAGUCUACAGAAGCUCUCAUCCAGGCCAUCGUAUACCUCGUAGAGACGUGUGAGCAUCCAGAGACCAUCUGCAUCCGAUACGUAAUCGAAGUUCACGAGACAGAGGACUGUUACCUGGAUCAGAGGCUGUGCGAGGACUACUUCAGCGAUUCGUGCAAGUGCCGGGAGCAAGACUAUGAGUUUCUAGUACCAGAAAGGGGUUACGUAGAACGUCUAGAGUGGGCAGAAGAGUGGACAAGGGAUCAUCUUGAUUGGUUGCGGAUGCAAAAUCCAGAAUGGGAAAUGCUGUAG